AUGCUGCUGCGUGUCCGUGGCAAUGGCGCCUCGCCGGAGAACUCGCAGGCGACGCUUGUGUACCUGCGCGGGUUUCGCCAGACAAACGCGCGCCCCCCGUCGGGCGUCUACUUCGUGGGCGGCGUUGAGCGGUCAUUGCUCUACCCACAUUUCCAGGUGGACAUUAAAAUCCCCGGCGCGGCGGCGGAUGCUGAGCUGAGUCGACAUCUGCGACAGAUGGUGUGGAAGGAGUUGUGGAACGUGUACGACAUCGUCUACGAUGAGCUGCGCCUCUUCCCUAACCCGCAGCUUACGGCGGCUCUGCUCACUCCUUUUGGUAGUAAUCCAACAGAAGAGAUUGAGGGGUUUACGCGACUAACGACACGCGGUGGGGAUAAAAUGGCGGUGGUUGUUACACACCACUUCCUGGAGGGCGAGCUGCCGCCUGCUGCUCACAGCAUGUCUACGGCGGAGUUGGUGGUGGUGGUGUUGGACGUUUCAGAUCUGCCACUGCCAGAUGCAGCCACUAGGAUUGCGGUUGAAGUGGCGUGGUUGGCGGGGUAUGCGUCUAUGCAGGGAGCACUCACCCACGCAUCGCAUGUCGUGGUGCGACUUCCUUACAUGUGUGACGUAUCUAUAGAGGGGAGCUGCAGUCCUCUGGUGCAGGAGGGGCUGGAUUUCAUCGGUGAACACAUUGCCCUGCUUGUAAGGAGCUUCACGCAGGCGGCAGGCGACGGUGCGCCUCCUGCUGUUGGGGUGUGUUUUAUCGGGGCGAGUGUCACGCAGUUGCAGGAGACGCUGGACUGCCUCUGUACCUCAACACACGCGCCUAGAGGCAUGGAGACGCAGCGGGAGGCGCACAAGGAGACUGUGGCCCGCAACGGCGUCCGCUUCUUUGCCGGUGAUCAUCACGCGCAACAGCAGCUUGCGCAGAAGCCGCAAGUACUGCAGACCAUCGCAUCCGCGAUUGGCGUCGGCGUGUCUUUUGAGGCAGUCCCACUGAAGAGUCUUUUGGACGGCGCGGAGGAGCCGUGGGAUGCAGCCACCACGCGAGAAAAUCAAUUGCUGAAUUUCUGCCCCUGCUGUGGACAUUGCGGCAACCACUAA
Molecule: messenger RNA, 1086 nt
Organism: Trypanosoma rangeli
Lineage: Eukaryota; Euglenozoa; Kinetoplastea; Trypanosomatida; Trypanosomatidae
Exons: 1
Coding region: 1-1086 (361 amino acids)
Source: RefSeq, a predicted model, not a curated record